GAUUCAAAAGUCCUAACAUAAAAAAUAAUUUAAAAAUACGAAAUGUUUCAUAUUUUCAGAAGCAUAGGAGAAUCAGCCUAUAAAUAGAGGGGCAUCACAAGGUGUAUCCUAGAUAUCACAGAAAGUAUCAUUAAGUCAUAUCUGGGGUACCAAGAAAAAAGAUAUUUUUCUGAACGGGAGCUGCAUGCAUUGCACCUCUGUAAUGCCCUUAAGCUUCAUUUUGAACGACGUUUUUGAACCUCUUCACAAGUCAGUAGAAAACGACGUUUUGAACCUCCUAUUGUGACAUUGUCUUAGAAAAUCUCCAGUAGCUUAGCUCAACCUAUCAGAUACGGGCGUUGACCACGUCAGCGACCAAGCGGGUCCCAACAAACCGGCCAAUUACCACCACCCGUCCGCGGGCCCCUCUUCCUAAUCCGGCAAACACCGAAACGGAACGAACCGAACCAACCAACCAAAACUCCUCCCCACCCCGUCGUUUCGCCCCCGCGCGCGCGCGCGCGCCUCCUCUGCAUGCAAGCGCAGGUAGCUGCGGCGGAGGCGGCGAUCGACGUCGACGGAGAAGACGACGACGACGGCGGCGGCGGUGGUGAUGAGCGGCGGCGGCGCGGCGGCGAAGCGGCGGGUGAUGGUGGUGGCGGACCCGGGGAGGGAGUCUGCGGGCGCGCUGGAGUGGGCGCUCUCCCACGCCGUCCUCGACCACGACGAGCUCCUCCUCCUCCACGUCGACCCCCCUCCCCUGAUUCCUCACACCUCCGCCUCCGCCUUCACCACCUCCUCCUCCUUCUCCUCCUUCCUCCGCCGCGCCCCCCACUCGCCGGGCGGGGCGGACGGCGGGGAGCGGCAGAGCUGCGAGUUCCUGGAGGCGAUGAGGGCGACGUGCGCCGGCAGGCUGCCGCGGGUGCGCGUCUGGGUGCAGCGCGUGCUCGCCGGGUCGGGGUCGACGGAGGAGGGCUGCAGGCUCGACAAGGCCCGCACCAUCCUCGCCCACGCCAACGCCCUCCGCGUCGACCUCCUCGUCAUCGGCCAACGCCGCCGCUCCGCUGCCUCCUCCUCCUUCCUCGGGUGCAGACUGAGUGGAAGCAUGUCAAGCAAAGGGACAGACACUGCAGAAUUCCUGAUAGAGCACAGCAAGUGCCUGUGUGUUGGAGUUCAAAAGAAGGGCCAAAAUGCAGGCUAUCUGCUCAACACCAAGACCCACAAGAACUUCUGGCUUCUUGCUUAGUUGCAGUGCAGUGCAGUGCUGCUUUGCUCCCCUUCAAUAUUCUCACCCCCCCCCUUCUCUCUCUUUCUGCAUCUCACAACUCUUUAUUUGUCUUUGUUAUUAAGAACUGUGUAUGUUAAUAAUUAAUGUUCCUUGCAUGUACUAAACAAUUCAUUGGCCCUUUAAUUUGUUUAAUUGUUGGAUGUAAA
Messenger RNA from Ananas comosus (pineapple), 1413 nucleotides. RefSeq lists its product as uncharacterized. The record is from RefSeq and is a predicted model, not a curated record. Bases 593 to 1225 code for a protein of 210 amino acids. The transcript has 2 exons. Lineage: Eukaryota; Viridiplantae; Streptophyta; Magnoliopsida; Poales; Bromeliaceae.